Molecule: messenger RNA, 531 nt
Organism: Macadamia integrifolia
Lineage: Eukaryota; Viridiplantae; Streptophyta; Magnoliopsida; Proteales; Proteaceae
Product: putative invertase inhibitor
Exons: 3
Coding region: 1-531 (176 amino acids)
Molecular function (GO): enzyme inhibitor activity
Source: RefSeq, a predicted model, not a curated record
AUGGAGCUAACUAUUAAUACCAAUGGUGAAUGUCAAAUAGAUGAUGAAUCUGCAAACAAGCAUCUCGGAUCUGGUCUUAAGUUAUCACAAUGGCAAGUUCUCUUCAAACUGAUGUCAAAUAGAUAUGACUUUUGUGUGGCAGCUCUCGAAGAAGAUCCCAAAAGCCACAGUGCAGAUCUCCAAGGAUUAGGGUUCAUCUCACUGGAGAUGACCAAAACCAAUGCCACCAAAAUUGGUUCACGCAUUGAUGAGCUCUUGGAUGAUCAAAAAUUGGGUUCAGAUGUGAAGGAAAGGCUAAAGGAUUGUAAUGAGAUUUACUCUGAUGCAAUUUCUCAUUUAAAAGAUGCAACUGAUGCCCUCAAAUCAAAGGAUUACAAGAAAGCUAAUAUUGAAGUGAGUUUGAUGAUGGAUGCAUCUUCUAGUUGUGAAAAUGGGUUUAAAGAGAAGUCUGGUUUCCAAUCACCUUUGUCUGAGGAAAAUGAUUUCUUCCAAUUGACUGCAAUUGCACUCUCUGUUACCAAUUUAGCCUAA